UGCCAUUUGGCUCUCGUUCUCAGUCCUCACACACAGUGCUGCAGUGAGCCCAUCCAAGUAAAGACCUCCACCAGGACCAAGCUGAUCAUAUACACCCCUAGCGCAUUCAUCCCUAGAGCAUACACUAGGCCAGCUCAGCGUGGCCCAGUUGCGUUUAUUUCGCCAGAAGCAGAGCACAGAAGAGCAGGAAAACUCUGAGGUACCAUGCAAAAGAGUACAAAGGUGAAGAUCACAUUUGUGGUCAUCCUGAUAGGCAUAGUGUGCAUGUUCACAGCCGUGGUGACGGAUCACUGGGCUGUGUUAAGCCACCAGGUGAACUCUGUAAACAGUACUUGUGAGGCAGCCCAUUUUGGCUUGUGGAGGCUCUGCAAGAAGCACAUUUACAUCGACGAUCCAGAGACCGUGGGGAAAGGAUGUGGACCGAUCAGUCUGCCAGGAGAGGUCAACUGCUCCUACUUCAGACACUUCACUCCUGGAGAAGACUCUGAGAUAUUUGAGGUUAAAACACAAAGAGAGUACAACAUCUCAGCAGCAGCCAUUGCUGUUUUCAGCCUGGCCUUCAUUAUUCUGGGAUCUCUGUGCAUUCUGGGAUCUCUAUGGAAAGGCAAGGAAUAUCUCCACAAACCUGCCGGAAUGUUUUAUGCAUUUGCUGGUGUAUGUGCCAUCAUUUCAGUAGAGGUGAUGAGGCAGUCAGUAAAGAGGAUGAUUGAGAGUGAGGAGACCAUCUGGAUUGAAUACUACUACUCCUGGUCCUUCAUCUGCGCCUGCAUAGCCUUCGCCUUCCUCUUCCUCAGUGGGAUUGCCCUCCUUCUCUUCUCCAUGCCCCACAUGCCUAAGAACCCAUGGGAGACCUGCAUGGAUGCUGAGCCUGAACAGAUUGACUAGAGCCACACCAUGUUAAAUCAUCAUUGUUCUUUUAGCCGUUACAAUCAAAUACGGGGCUUAUAGAAACACAACUGAUUUUGAUUUUCAUAUUGUUUUAGGAGGCACCAGUGUCUUCUUUUGAUUUUGUGUUACUGGGGCAUAGCUGGAGGGAUUUUGGAUUUGAACCUGAAAUAUUUUAUGACAGUUCAUUUUAUGAUGCUUAUUCAUGAUUGGUAAACAUAAUGGAACUGAUAUAACAUGUUUUGUGCUGUAAAAGUGCAUAAUGAUGCUCACAAAAGGUGUCCAUAUUUAAUGCCAAAUUAACACAUCUGUUCAUUUGGUUUAAUCACAUUUUACUGGCUAGCAGCUGCAAAACAAGCUUAAGCCAGCAGGAUCAGGCAUUUUUCCUGCUUGUGUUUGAACGCUAACAGCCAGCGAGCUAUACUCUAAAUGUAGCAAUAUCAAAGUGCCAGCCAAUGAAGUCUAUUACAGGAGGACAAAAUGAAUAAAUUCAAAUCAAAGAUAAAAUGUCUUUUUCACCAUUUUACCAGCAUGUUAUUUUAAUUAUUAUCAGUGGAACUGUCAUGAAUGUAUUUUAUUUCCUCUGCCUAUUGCCAUUAUUAAUAUGGCAAGAUUGGUGGAUGGUAAAUAGUGACAAAUUCUGAAUCUCAUUAUCGCUCCUACUACUAACACAAAUUGCAUGAGCAUGUCACACUUAUGAAUGAAAUUUUUUUAUUCUUAUUUAAUAAAAUUUUUAUUUUAUUUUUUUAAUCUUGACACGAGCUCAGUGUGAAACCCUUUAAAAAAUAUUUAAAUUUUGACUUAAAUUAUCCAUCGUACUUUCUGAUAUGAAACUUAAAACUUUGCCAUCAUGGUCUAAAUCUGUAUAUUUCUAUAUUUCUAGCACACAGUUGAUGUGACUGAAUAGAGUUGUUUUAAAUGUGUGUUUCAUGUUUUAUUGCUGUACAUACUGUAUACAGACAUUUGUACUUUGGGGCUGUCAGGAACUCAUAGAAGUAUUUUGCCUGUGUAAUUUUUUUAUUUUAUUUUAUUUUUUUUUAAGUGAGUGAGAAUGAUGCAAUUCUAAAUGACAAAGAUAACAUUUGCUGAAUUGUCAUCUUCUAUAAAGUGAUUUUGCAUUCUAUUUCUAUUUAGUCCUGCUUGAUAUACCACGCUGUGGAUUUGUGGGCAUGUCUAUACUAGUCCUCUAUGCUAGCCUUGUUUUGAAAGACACUAGAUCUGUGUCUCAGCUUUCAGCUCUGAACAGAAUGUUAAUAUGCAGUUUGCCAUGGCCUCUGAAUGUCUGGCCAGAAAUUUUGGAGUGCUUUCAGUUCUGGCAGGUGUGAACACAAAUGCUGUCUUUUGCUCUUUUGGAGUUUCAAGUUUAAAAAAAAAAAAACCCGCUAGGUCUAUUGCUGCAUAGCCAAUCCGGCCUCCCCUGCCCAGCAGUCUUCCACAUACAUCUUACACUACUCUUAAAUGCUUCCAGAUCAGAUGUUCACUAUUUUCAAUAUUCUUCAUGAACCAGAGGCACGUUGAAGAUUUCUUAAUUCCACUAGACCUGAAACACAUGCCUUAAAAUGUAAAGAUAUUUCAAAUAAACUCACAGUAUAAUUCAUGGUGUAAUAAUAUCAUUUACACUAUGCAUGCUUUACACUAUACAGGCACCUACUGGUUAGUAAGCUUUAACACAUUGCAGUAUAGCUAUGAAUGCUUCUUCCAGAUUUUUUGAGUUUUCCAUUAUUGUACUUCAUACAAAAAAUCGAAUAGCUAAGUUAAUUCAUACGUUAUUCUAUUAUAUAUGUUAGCUUUAUGUUCUGGAAGAGAAACAUGAAUAUUUCUUUUACACUCCUGUAUGACUUGCACAGUUUGGUGAUUUUCCUGAUUAAAUAUAUCCGAUUAAACUCGUUACUUAUCCAGGUUUGGUGCAUUUCAUUGAAGCUCGUAGACAGAGGAACUAUUGUGGUGUCAUAAAGCGAGUCGUUUCCCACCAUUCGUUAAUUGCUGUUGCUUCUAGCUAAAAUCUCUAUCUCUUGGUUAACUGUACAGUAUAAGCAAUGAAAAAAUAUUUUGGACCUUCAGUUUCAGGUUCUGAGAGCUAUGCUAUCCCUUUGCAGAUUUCCUCUAUAGUUUAAUUAAACUUAUUUUUAGAGAACCAGGGAGUUGAAAUUGUUAUUAUAAAUUCCAUUUCGUACUUACUAAAGACUGUUUUUCAAAGUGAAGCCAUAUUUUUUAUUAUUAAUUAUGUGCAUGCUUAAACUGAGAGCUUUCAGAUAUAUUGUAGAUAAACGUAGUGCAUUUAACCCUGCUAGAUCUGCUAUUUUGAACAAGUUCAGAUGUAUGCAUCCUAUGUCAUGACAUUUUAUUGGAAAAUAAAUGCAAUUAAUGAGA
Messenger RNA from Ictalurus punctatus (channel catfish), 3255 nucleotides. RefSeq names its product calcium channel, voltage-dependent, gamma subunit 1a (gene cacng1a). Gene Ontology annotation, biological process: calcium ion transmembrane transport; regulation of calcium ion transmembrane transport via high voltage-gated calcium channel. The transcript has 4 exons. The coding region runs from base 205 to 885 and encodes 226 amino acids. Gene Ontology annotation, cellular component: membrane; L-type voltage-gated calcium channel complex. Gene Ontology annotation, molecular function: calcium channel regulator activity; voltage-gated calcium channel activity. Lineage: Eukaryota; Metazoa; Chordata; Actinopteri; Siluriformes; Ictaluridae. The record is from RefSeq and is a predicted model, not a curated record.